Molecule: messenger RNA, 1984 nt
Organism: Annulohypoxylon maeteangense
Lineage: Eukaryota; Fungi; Ascomycota; Sordariomycetes; Xylariales; Hypoxylaceae
Exons: 2
Coding region: 535-1671 (378 amino acids)
Molecular function (GO): nucleic acid binding; zinc ion binding
Source: RefSeq, a predicted model, not a curated record
GUACAAGGCAAGAAGCCGCCGUGUCGUUACCUGCCCUAUGAAAUAAAGUUUGGUCUAUUCUCAUAGGGUGCACAGUUUAAGACUCACAUGCAAGUUGCUAGGUAGGUACCUAGGAACGGUACAGAGGUAGGGACAGAGGUAGGUAUCUUGUAGAUAGGCUUUCCUCUAUCACUCUGCAUCUACCAACUAUCUUUCAUCGUUUCUUCAUCUCCCAAGACCCUACCACCCAACCUCGUCUACCCAAUUUUCGUUUGUUCAGCAAUUCUUUCCAUACUUUAUUAGUUUUCCCACUCGUUUGAUUAUCGACGUUUGUGACACGAACGAUAUCGCAUAAAAGCAAUCCUAAGCUGCUAAGCACUUCAAGUCUUCAACGUUACUUUCUGAUUAUCAUACCUCCUUGGGCUCUCUUUACUACACUACCCAUUUAGUAGUUGUAGGUAUACCCUUCACUUACCUGCUCUUGCAUCGGAUGGUAUUUUAAUUGCACAAUAUUGGAAUCAUUGUCAGGAUUUCUUUUUCAAUAAUACAAACAUCAUGCCUCCGGUUCCUGCGUUUGACUUAUACUCCACCCUUGAGGUGGAGACAACUGCUACGCCCGCGGAGAUCACCGCGUCUUAUCGUCGUUUAGCACUGAUCCACCAUCCCGACAAGAAUACGGAAAAUGAAGAAGCUGCAACAGCUGCUUUUCAGAAGAUCUCGCACGCCUACGAGAUUCUGUCUAGCCCCGAGAAGCGUGCUCACUAUGAUGAGAACAAUCGUCCUUCUGCCAACCCAGCGGGCCCGUCGUUCGAGGGACAAGGUUCCUUCUACUCUGCACCUGGACCUAAUGUCUUCGCUGGCGGAUUCUUUACCUUCGACGGGAUGUUCACUGGAUUCAACGGCGGCGGCUUCCGUGCUUUUCCCUUCGCUAGCACCACAAAUGCUCCUACCUGGGAGGAAUUCCGCAGUCAGCGUGACGCGAAUCUGGAACGGGACAUCGCAAAUAACCUGCGAACUUACCGUGUCAAAAUCGAGGUGCAGGAAGAGGAGCAGAAGACCCGGGAGGCUGCUAAGAAGGCCAAGUCGGACGACGAGAAGCGAGUUCGUGAUCAACUGCAAGCUACCGAGAAGUAUAAGCAGGAGCAACGAUGGGACAAGCUCGGUGCCGUGACCAAGGACGAGAAAUUGGAGAAUUGUCUUCACUCUGAGUUUUGCGAUAAGAUUCCCCAGCGCCACAAGUUCAAGUGUGACGCCUGCAAGGUCAAGAGAGGCAUUAUGACUUUCGAGUGCCCCUACUGCUCGUCGCUCCUCUGUCAGCAGUGCGUAGUUGGCUUCUCGCAGAAGCGUUCUGCUCCCGAGACGAAGCCAGUCCGUCAGCCCGAGCUGGUGGUUGACCCCGAGCCGGUGGUUGACCUCAAGCCGGUGGUUGACCUCAAGCCGGUAGGAAACCAGGAAGCGGAGGCGGAGGAUGAUGGUUUCAAGAAGCAACAGAAUGUUAAGCAGCAAGGUGGCCGAGGUCACCCUCGCGAUCCCCAGGGACCACCCCGCUGCUUCUAUUGCCACAAGCUAGGUCACGUGGCCAAGUUCUGUCGCCACCGCCUCGAGGCUAAGGGUCAAUAUACCUUCGGAGAUAAGAAGCACUGGCAGGGCAAGCCUCCCGGAGGCCCCAAGGGUAACGGACAGGCACAGUAGUUCAAACGGUGGUCAGCCCUGAGACAGGGAGGCAUGGCAUCUGGUGGUUAAAGAUACGGAUGCAUUAAGGCUUGGGUGGAAAAUUGGCGUUCGGAUGCAUGAGUUUGCGAUAUGGGUUUCUGAAUUUGGCAUGGGGUGGUGAUACCCAAUACGUCUACGAUAAUGAAUGUUUCUGCAUUGGUGCUUUUUGAGUUCUUAUAGUCACAUAGGUCUGUCUACCUAUCUUGGCCUGCUUGCCGAUCUUCUUUUGCCAGAUUUUAGGGCUUUGGUAUUGGAGUCGCUGGUUAGGUUAAUACUAUGGAACUUUGCAUUA